Torulaspora globosa is the source of this 975-nucleotide messenger RNA. It is a transcript of the gene PPN2, whose product is annotated as putative serine/threonine-protein phosphatase. The record is from RefSeq and is a predicted model, not a curated record. Gene Ontology annotation, molecular function: endopolyphosphatase activity; phosphatase activity. Gene Ontology annotation, cellular component: cytoplasm. The transcript has a single exon. Bases 1 to 975 code for a protein of 324 amino acids. Lineage: Eukaryota; Fungi; Ascomycota; Saccharomycetes; Saccharomycetales; Saccharomycetaceae. Gene Ontology annotation, biological process: polyphosphate catabolic process.
AUGACGAGAGCGCUCAGAUUUGCUGCUGCUGGACUGCUGGUACUUGGACUUACGGCGAUUGGCGUUCUGAAAAGUGGCUGGAUGGCUGAGACCGACGCGCUUGAGAGGGAGACAGCGGCGCCGUGGCUGCCGCCCAUUGGGCUGAUAGAGAAGGUGGUUUGCGACGGCAAUCGCGACUUCCGCUUGCUGUUUAUUGGAGACGUUCACGGCCAGUACCAGGAGUUGAUGCGUCUGAUCGAAGACGAGGCCGGCGGGUUGGACGACGAGACGACCGUGGUGCUGCUGGGAGACAUGGUUAGCAAAGGACCGGAUUCCGACAAGGUAGCCGAUUUUGUGCUGCAGAACAGAGAUAGGGUAAAGUUUGUCUUCGGGAACCACGAGCUGGCCACGCUGUUUGCAUAUGUGAACCCGGAGCUGAACUGCAAGCCGCUCGAAAAGGUGCAAGAGCGUCUCCUGCCGCUUAGAUUCAGCGAUACGAAAGAGCUGUUUUUUCCAAGAGAUCUGUCCAAGGUGAAGAAGUCGCACUCGUCGCUGGCGAAGCAACUUGGCUUUGAUGUCUUGAAGCGCCUCGCGUUGCAUGGGUCGCUGGCGCUGCGCUUCGAACUGCCGACGAAACAGACGCUGUACGCGGUGCAUGCCGGGAUGCUGCCGGGCGACUUCGCCGACACAACGCCCUCGGUGCACUCGCUCACCGAGAUGAAGUUUGUAGAUCCGGCAAACUGGAAACGUACCUCCAAGAGCAAGUUCCCGGGCGCUGAAAGAUGGUACAAGCUGUGGGAUCGCAGCAGCCCGAAGCGCACGACGGUGCUCUACGGACACGACGCCAGGAGCGGUCUCAACCUGCGCGACCGCACCAAGGGGCUCGAUUCGGCGUGCGUAAAAGGCGGAAAACUCACCGCUUUGGAGUACACAUACAGUCACAAGAAGGGUGAAGUUACCACCAGACUUCUACAGACCAAAUGUGUCCAAGACUAG